UUGAGCGACGACGUUCCUUCCUAUUAUGUGUGAACAAUUGUGACCAUGGAGAAGCACAAGGAUGGAGUGGACCUGGAUUCGAUCCUGGCCGAGCUGGGGCAGUUCGGCCGCUACCAGAUGCUGACGUAUUGCUUCAUUAUAUUCCCAAUUCUCUUCAGUGCGGUGUACAAUGGACAAUAUAUCUUUGCAGCAGCCGAUCUUAAUUACAGAUGCAAAGUACCACAAUGCGAGUCGUCUCCGCCGGAGUUCGAGACCGGUGGUUGGGGUGUGUGGGCCUUCCCGGAGUCAGGGGGUCGCUGCGAGAAACUCCGUCCCAUCGACCACACGUGCACUGCCGACGCAUUCCACGUUAAUGAGACUCUGAGAUGCACCUCUUGGAUUUAUGAGAGGAACCACACAAUAGUUUAUGAGUUUGAUUUGGCGUGCGAAGACUGGAAACGCACUAUGGUGGGUACCGUACAUAGCGUAGGACUUUUUGCUGCCCUGCCCCUCACCUCAUUUGUAUCAGACACUUUCGGCCGACGUACAGCUUUCAUCUUGACCGCAGUGAGCGGCGGCGUGAUGGGCCUCAUACGGUCCUUCUCCCCUAACUACAUCAUGUACCUUGUGUUUGAGUUCCUCGACGCAACGCUGGGCUCCGGCGUCUAUAGUACCGGCUUCAUUCUCGCUCUAGAAAUGGUGGGUCUGAACCGUCGCGUUCUCGGUGGGAAUUUAAUAUCGUGUACAUUUGCAAUUGGACAAGUGGUCCUAGCGCUGGUAGCUUGGGCCAUCCCUGAUUGGAGGACCUUAACAAGAGUACUAUACGCACCGUCACUUCUAUUCGUCUUCUACUACUUCGUCAUAGAAGAGAGUGUGCGGUGGUUACUUAGCAAAAACAGAAAAGCAGAAGCAGCAAGAAUAAUAUUCAAAGCAGCUGAUAUGAAUAGAAAGAAACUAUCGCCGGAAUCAGUUAAACAGUUGACACAAGAAGAAGAGAAAGCCGAAGAACCUAAUGUAGAAAUACUGCCUAACACUGAGGAAAAGAAGAAGCCGUCUCUCUUUUUAACCGUGAUCAAGUCCAAAAUAUUGAUGUCUCGAUUAUGCAUUUGCUCGUUUUGGUGGAUAACAGUGACUUUUAUUUAUUAUGGACUAUCAAUAAACUCUGUGGCAUUAGCAGGGAACAGUUAUGUGAACUACAUCCUAACGUCGCUGGUAGAAAUCCCGGGGUACUUCAUUAGCGUAAUCACGCUCGAUCGUUUCGGCAGGAAGCGGUCUAUCAUGACUGCAUUCAUCAUUUGUGGCCUAGCCCUAAUCUCUCUGCCAUUUAUACCAACUGGUCUGCAGUGGCUGUUGACGUCGCUGACGAUGCUGGGCAAGCUGUGCAUCAGCAUGGCGUUCAGCAGCAUCUACAUCUACACGUCGGAGCUCUUCCCGACCACCGCCAGGCACAGGAUGCUCGGGGUCUGCUCCAUGUUCGGUAGAAUUGGCUCCAUUGCUGCUCCGCAGACCCCGCUUUUGAUGGCAUACAUGGCGUCACUUCCGUACCUGGUAUUCGGUGCGAUGGCUGGCUGCGCGGGGGCGCUGAUGCUGCUCACGCCGGAGACCCUGCACAUGCGUCUCCCGGACACAGUCGAACAGGCCGAGAAGAUUGUUGCCAUGUCGCGGAACAAGCAUCCCAGUGAUAUAGAGUAGUGUGUGUUCCCGUCUUAGAACCAUGAUAUACAGUAUAUAGUCGGUCAAAAGUCAACGACUGACGUUCCGAUGAGAUUAAAAUGGAUGACAAACAGACGGAGUGCUCUAUUACUUUGUAUUAUGUCAUGUGCAGUGGUUUACUUGUUUAUUUAUUAAAACUUUAAUGCACAAAUAUAAAAAUAACGGUGCAUAUGGCUGACUUGACACCGUAAGGCGUUUUCUCCCAAAAUUAUAUAUGUCUGAUUUUUUAAAUAUAUUUUAGAACUAGCUGUUCGCGCGACUUCGUCUGCGUGGGAUUUAACUUUAAUUUUCUUAAA
This is a messenger RNA of Achroia grisella, 1988 nucleotides long. Its product is annotated as organic cation transporter protein-like. The record is from RefSeq and is a predicted model, not a curated record. Gene Ontology annotation, molecular function: transmembrane transporter activity. The coding region runs from base 46 to 1671 and encodes 541 amino acids. NCBI's taxonomy places the organism in Eukaryota, Metazoa, Arthropoda, Insecta, Lepidoptera, Pyralidae. Gene Ontology annotation, biological process: transmembrane transport. The transcript has 7 exons. Gene Ontology annotation, cellular component: membrane.